Molecule: messenger RNA, 1485 nt
Organism: Poeciliopsis prolifica (blackstripe livebearer)
Lineage: Eukaryota; Metazoa; Chordata; Actinopteri; Cyprinodontiformes; Poeciliidae
Gene: wnt7ba
Product: wingless-type MMTV integration site family, member 7Ba
Exons: 4
Coding region: 198-1259 (353 amino acids)
Biological process (GO): neuron differentiation; canonical Wnt signaling pathway; multicellular organism development
Cellular component (GO): extracellular region
Molecular function (GO): cytokine activity; frizzled binding
Source: RefSeq, a predicted model, not a curated record
GCGGCGCACGGACAGCGGGCUCGGAGCUGCCGCAGAGCGCCUCGGCUCCCUCCGGACUGCUUCCGACACUACUUUGAAUCCACAUAUAAAAAAGGACAUAUUUCUUCACAAUCAUCCCUCCCCCACACCCCCACCCCAAAAGAAAGGAGGGAGAGAGAGAGGGGGGGGGCAAAGCAGGUUGCGUUCAAUGCGCAGCCAUGCUUCUCGUCUCGUCUCGCAGCGCGCUGCUGUCCGUCUACUACCCGCAGAUCUUCCUCAUCCUCACCAGCGGUAGCUACCUGGCGUUGUCCUCCGUGGUGGCCCUGGGCGCCAACAUCAUCUGCAACAACAUACCAGGACUGGCACCCCGUCAGAGGGCACUCUGCCAGAGUCGCCCGGACGCCAUCAUCAUCAUCGGCGAGGGCGCCCAGUUGGGCAUCAACGAGUGCCAGUACCAGUUCCGCUACGGGCGCUGGAACUGCUCUGCCCUGGGGGAGAGGACGGUCUUCGGACAAGAGCUGAGAGUAGGCAGCAGGGAGGCAGCAUUCACCUACGCCAUCACAGCCGCUGGAGUUGCCCACGCGGUGACGGCGGCCUGUAGCCAAGGCAACCUAAGCCAGUGCGGCUGUGACCGCGAGAAGCAGGGCUACCAUGACCGGGAGGAGGGCUGGAAGUGGGGAGGCUGCUCGGCAGAUGUCAAGUACGGCGUGGAGUUUUCGCGGCGCUUCGUGGACGCUCGUGAGAUCAAGAAAAACGCCCGCCGGCUGAUGAACCUCCACAACAACGAGGCGGGUCGAAAGAUCCUGGAGGAGAGAACGAAGCUGGAGUGCAAGUGUCACGGCGUCUCCGGUUCCUGCACCACCAAGACCUGCUGGAUCACCCUGCCAAAGUUCAGAGAGGUCGGCUACCUGUUGAAGGAGCGCUACGGCGACGCGGUGCAAGUGGAGCCUGUCCGGGCCUCGCGGCUCCGCCAGCCCUCCUUCCUACGCCUGAAACAGGCUCGGGGCUACCAGAAGCCCACGGACACGGACCUGGUGUACCUGGAGCGCUCGCCGAACUACUGCGAGGAGGACACGAUCACGGGAAGCACGGGGACGAGGGGCAGGCUGUGCAACGGCACUUCCACUCACACGGACGGGUGCAACAUGAUGUGUUGCGGCCGGGGCUACGACACGCACCACUACACGCGGGUCUGGCAGUGCAACUGCAAGUUCCACUGGUGCUGCUUCGUCAAGUGCAACACCUGCAGAGAGAAAUCGGAAGUUUUUACCUGCAAGUAGGGGCAAGGAAACGGGGACUCCGAAAAGGAAGGGCCUUGACAUAUUUAUUACAUUUUGCACAUUUUGGCAUCGUAUUUCUAAAGAAACAAAAACUCAAGCUGAAUUUGAGCGGUGGAAGUCACUGGGAGCAACAGAGACAAACAACUUUGCAAAGGUUUUCAACUUUUUCCACAUAUUCUUCUGCAACAGCUGCAAAUGUAAACAUAUUUUUAAGGGAUUUUCAGUG